This is a messenger RNA of Temnothorax curvispinosus, 1254 nucleotides long. RefSeq lists its product as uncharacterized. NCBI's taxonomy places the organism in Eukaryota, Metazoa, Arthropoda, Insecta, Hymenoptera, Formicidae. Bases 1 to 1254 code for a protein of 417 amino acids. The transcript has a single exon. Gene Ontology annotation, cellular component: extrinsic component of mitochondrial inner membrane. The record is from RefSeq and is a predicted model, not a curated record.
AUGUGUCACGUUUGCAAGCGGUUUGGUAACGGCGUUUGUUUGAAGAGAUGCGGUAGCUGCAGGAUGAUCGCCUAUUGUGGUCAGGAACAUCAGAAGCAGCACUGGAAGCAGCACAAACCUUUGUGCAAAGCCAUACAGGACGCCUUGCAGGAAUACGACUUUAAUGACCGCGGUAAAAUUUCAGAGGAUUAUGAUGAGAAGAAGCUGAUCUUCAUGAUGCUGGUAUCGUACAAGCUGGGCCGUCGUCUGAAGAAGGGCGAGACACAAAUGUUCAAAUUUCCAAAAGAGUGUCUAAUUUGCCAUGAAAAGAACGAUAAGUUGUUGGAGGAUUGUCGGAAGUGUGCUGCCAGCUUUUGUAAAAAUCACGUAAACGGCACUGAGCACAAGAACAUCUGCGCUACCUUGGAACUAGGUCUUCGUUCAGAUUUAUUAACUAUAACAGAAUUAUAUUUAACUCCUCUGGAGCUGUUUCCUGAUUUGAAACACAUUUCGGACGCGAGUACGUGUCAGAACAUGAAAGAUUUUAUAUACGCUUUAGGGAAUACGACUGACUCGGCGAUGUCGGACGAUAUUUUGGCAGCCGAAAAAUCACAAUAUCUGACACGUCCCUUGACGUUGUUAUAUGCUAUGCGAUUGUUAAACUAUGUCUUAAAAGGCAAAGUUCUAGUCAUUCAUGUUGUAGGUGCGAAUCACAUCGAAGUAGUCACCUUAUUGACGUGGAGGGUUUUGCUGCAUUUAUUAGAGACUGUAACGUCAGUCGUAAUUAUAAUGAUAGGUCCGGACUUAAUAAAGUUCGAUCCUAUACGCACUUGUGAUAAAUGUAUAUCGCUAGAGAACAAAAGUGUAAUUUUCGAGUACCACUAUGUGUCAUACGAGAAUUAUGUACUCAAUCCAUCGUUCGUAAAACCGGACUUGAUUGUAGGAUUUAACUUCAGUAUUGAGGGACAUGAACUUGGGUCUAAUAAGGAAAUAUGGGCGCCGUCCAUACAUGCGGUAGGGAAACAAAAUUGUCCGGUUAUCUUAACGUUUAUGACGCGACAGGACUUUGAGGAGAGGACAAACAAAAUAAGCACAAUCCUGGAUAAGAAGGUAGAUUAUCUCUUUAGUGAAAAAAACCCAUUCGCUAGUUUUAGACCACACAGAGUCCUCGGGCCAGAGCACGUGUAUUAUCAUAAUCAGUAUGUAGUUAUCUACCAAAGUCUGUUCGUACCUGAUAUACAUAAAAAAAGUACGACUGAAGAGGAUACAAACUGA